CUAUUUUUUACAAAUUUAAACAUGGCUGAAUCCAUGGAAGAGCAGUUGCUGGAAAAUGGAGAGAACAGAAGAUGGGUUAUAACGGAAACUUAUUGUGAAGAACUAAAGAAGUUGAGUUAUAUAGCAGCACCAAUGGUGGCAGUUUCUGUGUUGCAGUAUCUAUUGCAAGUUGUAUCAAUGAUGAUGGUUGGACAUCUAGACCAGAUAUCACUGUCAAGUGUUUCUAUUGCUACUUCUAUAACCAACGUUACCGGCUUCUCUCUUCUUUCAGGGUUGGUUGGUGGUUUGGAAACUCUGUCCGGGCAAGCAUAUGGUGCAAAUCAAUGGCAAAAAGUAGGUACUUAUACUUACAGUGCAGUGAUAUCUCUGAUUAUUGUGUGCAUCCCAAUCAGUAUCUUGUGGCUCUUCAUGGACAAGCUGCUCAUUUUAAUGGGACAAGACCCUGUAAUUUCAGUUGAAGCUUAUAAGUUUUCUCUGUGGCUUACCCCUGCACUAUUUGGAAGUGCAAUUCUUAGGCCCCUACUCAGAUAUUUGCUGAUUCAAAGUUUGAUUCUUCCAAUGCUCGUAAGCGCCUUUCUGUCUCUAUGUCUCCACAUAUCACUAUCCUGGUUUUUCAUAUUUCAGUUGAGACUAGGAAAAUCAGGUGCAGCUAUAGCCUUUAGUUUUUCAAUAUGGACUUUUGUAGCAUUACUUGUGGUUUACAUCAGUCGAUCGAAUUCUUGUGAGAGGACUCGAACUCCUCUGAACAGAGAUGCCUUCCUUGCUAUCGGAAAAUUCUUUCGUUAUGCAACUCCAUCCGCUUUAAUGGUUUGCCUUAAAUGGUGGUCACUUGAGGUGCUCACUUUGCUAUCUGGCCUGUUACCAAAUCCAAAACUUGAAACAUCAGUACUAUCAAUAUGCUUAACGAUUUCUGCAUUGCAUUUUGCUCUUCCUUAUGGAUUGGGAACUGGUGUGAGCACGAGGGUGUCUAAUGAACUGGGAUCUGGUAAUCCUCAGAAGGCUCUCGUGGCAGUUAGAGUUGCAAUGUUUCUUGCAGUUUCAGAGACAGUAGUGGCGAGCAUAGUAAUAUUCUUAUGCCGCGGAGUUUUGGGUAAAGCCUAUAGCAAUGAUGAACACGUGGUGGAUUAUGUUGCUGCAAUUACUCCUUUUCUGUGUCUAACAAUCAUCACAGAUAGCUUACAAGCAGUCAUUUGUGGCAAGUCUCCUAACUAGCUAUAUAUAUCUUUCGA
Molecule: messenger RNA, 1229 nt
Organism: Solanum tuberosum (potato)
Lineage: Eukaryota; Viridiplantae; Streptophyta; Magnoliopsida; Solanales; Solanaceae
Product: protein DETOXIFICATION 2-like
Exons: 5
Coding region: 22-1212 (396 amino acids)
Biological process (GO): xenobiotic detoxification by transmembrane export across the plasma membrane
Cellular component (GO): membrane
Molecular function (GO): xenobiotic transmembrane transporter activity; antiporter activity
Source: RefSeq, a predicted model, not a curated record